Messenger RNA from Linum tenue, 279 nucleotides. The record is from the annotation of a GenBank genome assembly. NCBI's taxonomy places the organism in Eukaryota, Viridiplantae, Streptophyta, Magnoliopsida, Malpighiales, Linaceae.
AUGGAGUUUGACAACAAUAUGCUCACGACAUUGGUCGAAAGGUGGAGGAGAGAGACGCACACCUUCCACCUCCUCGAGGGAGAGGCGACGAUCACAUUGAAGGACAUCGCCUUGCUCACCGACUUACCAAUCAAUGGAGAAGCGAUAAUUGGGAGUUCGAAAAAACCACAAGCUGGUUGGGGGCCUUACAUACUCGCACACUUGGGCAUCGAGGUCCCCACGGUAGCAGAAGCCGACCACAAACCACCACUAGAUAAGUCAAUGUUGUCAAUUCCGUGA